GUGAGCACCAGAGCGUGGUUCCAGUUGACGUGUUGGUUUGAAGUAGACAUAAACAUUUAACGCAAAAUCGCUGCUCUCUGGUGGGCUUUCAGAACAACGUUGCUGAAAAAUCAUGGGUAAAAAUUAUUAUACCAUUCUUGGCAUCAACUCUGAGGCCAGUGACGAUGAAAUUAAAAAAGCUUAUAGGAAAAUGGCCUUGAAGUUUCACCCGGAUAAGAACAAGGAGCCUAACGCUGAGGAGAAAUUCAAAGAGGUAGCCGAGGCUUAUGAAGUGCUAAGCGACCCAAAGAAGAGAUCCAUUUACGACCAAUACGGGGAAGAAGGUCUGAAGGCUGGAGGAGCCUCCACUGGUGGCCCUGGAAACACGUUCCAUUACACUUUUCAUGGUGAUCCACAUGCUACCUUUGCAUCCUUCUUUGGUGGGUCAAGUCCCUUUGAUAUUUUCUUUGGAACUCAAGGACGCUCCACUAGAAUGGCUAAUGGCUUUGGACAUGAAGACAUGGACAUUGAUGAUGAUGAUGAUCAUGAUCCCUUCAAUGAAUUUAACCAUUUUGGUUUUAAUGGAAUGAAUGGAUUUAAUCGACGGCAUCCAGACACUCUCCAUACUCGAAGGAAGGUGCAGGAUCCUCCAGUAAUUCAUGAACUUAGAGUAUCCCUUGAAGAAAUCUAUCAUGGUUGUACCAAAAGAAUGAAGAUCACACGUAGACGAUUGAACCCAGAUGGCCGAACCACAAGGACUGAAGACAAGAUUCUGAAUGUUGUUAUUAAAAGAGGUUGGAAAGAGGGCACAAAGAUCACAUUUCCAAGAGAAGGUGAUGAAACGCCAACCAACAUCCCAGCUGAUAUAGUCUUUAUUCUGAAAGAUAAACCUCAUCUUCGUUUCAAAAGGGAUGGAUCCAAUGUAGUUUAUGUAGCCAAGAUCACUCUUAGAGAGGCCUUGUGUGGUUGUACAGUUAAUAUCCCUACAAUUGAUGGCAGAGUGAUUCCCCUACCUUGCAAUGAUGUUAUCAAGCCCGGGACUGUGAAGAGGCUGAGAGGAGAGGGUUUACCAUUUCCUAAGACUCCAAAUCAACGUGGUGACUAUAUAGUUGAGUUUCAUAUAAAAUUUCCUGACAAAAUGCCUCCAACAACAAAAGAAAUCCUGAAGCAACAUCUUCCCAUCUCUUAGAGCUCAAAUCAGAGCAAUAUUUGACAUUGUGCCAGAAGUUUGAAGAAAUCAACAAGGAUCAUACAUUUUCUAAUAUAAUGCAAUAUCUUUUAAAGAAAAUUAUAAGUUAUAAAAAAAAGCUUUCAGUUCUUUAAUAUGCUAAGCCUCAUGAGCAUAAUGAUGGUAAGUGGAAAAAGAACUGUUGAAUCUGUUGUAGUUUCAAAAAAAAACGUAAUGCAUACUGAAAUCAUUUCUUGUCAGUAUUUUGAGGGUGUGGAGCAAAAUUAGAUUAACAUAUGUAUGUACUUGAAACAUUAUGGUAUGGAGAUAGAUUUCCAAAGCUGGAUUUGAUCAAUGCAGAGCAAUUAGUGAAGCAGCUAAAAGAUCUGCAUGGUAAACUAAUAUUGUAAUUUGACAGAUGAAUUUGAAGUGUAUUAUUCUUCAACAAAAGAAAUGUUAAAUAAUUGUAAACUAAAAUAGUAGUAUUAGUGCACAGAUCAACACAGUGCCAUAGAAUGGUGCAUUUUGUUUGAACUAUGGGAUAACUUGAGCAAGUUUACAAAAAAAAUCACUACCAAGAAAAUUUCAAGUUUUGUAAAGCUGUAUAAAAUAUAGCAUUAUUGGUCGUAGUUUUAUUUUUACAGAAUUGCACAAUUUAAGGGGAUAAAUUACAAAUCACAUGCAUUUGGUCCAAUUUUCUGGAAGCAAUAGAACCAGUCUACAUUUAAUAGCUCUCAUUUCAAGCAAGUUAGAUUUUGAGAAGCCAUAUGUACUUCAAAACUUAAUACAAAGGUUAAAACUGUUUUUAAAUCUAGUUACUUUUGGUGAUGAUAUACGAACCAAAUGCAAUAUUUCAGAAAAACCAAGCAUCAUCUUGUAGAGUUAUUUUUGAGCAACAAGGCGAGUAGCUUUGGAAGCUGUAGUACACUGCUUUUAAAACUGAAGCUAGAACUCCUACAUUUGGGAAAUUUAUUAAAACUCUUGAGAAAUAUUUAUCUUCAAUGUUUAUCACUUGUCAAAUGUCUGACUUUGUAUUUCCUAAUUUUUUUGUGUGAAUUCCUAAAUAUGCUGUUGUGUUUCUUUUCCCCCCAACUUUCUGCUAACAGUCACUGCAAUUCUUUUACCUGAGAUAAUAAGACUUGUUUUAAGUUUAUCUUGUUUUAUGUAAUUUUAUGAAUUAUGCCACUUUUUAUUCAUCCAGUUUUUCCUUCAUUACCAUACAGAUUUUGAUAUUGGGUUUUAUAUUUGCCUUUUCAAUUGGACAGUAACCGUCAUUUGAGAAACUUGUUUGCAAUAUUCAGACCAUUAUUCUCCAUCUUAAGCAAACUGCUGGCUCCUGUCCAAUGAUCUUUAAUCUGUUUAGAGAUUUAUUUUAGUUUCAGUCAUUUAUACUAGUGCCAUGGCUUAAAUUAGCACAUUCAAGACCUGGUCAGUAGUUUCAAAGCCUUGCAGAGCAAGGAGAUGAUGUAAGCAAGGGAGGAAUUUAUUCUGGGCAAUUUACAGUUAAAAUGAUUUUACACUUUGCUUAGUACCAGCAUCUAAGAGGCUUUCUGUCCAUGAAUACAAUAACCUUGUGAUUUUGUAAACUCUUUUCUUUACGGGAUGCCUACACUAGUUCAUUAUUUUAUCAAAGCAAAAUUAUUUAUGAUUGCUUUGUUUACACCACCCCACAAUCAAAUUAAAUUGCCAAUUAGAGAAGGAAAAGUGCAAUCAGUACUGACUAAAAGCUCAAAAAUGUUACUACUUUGCGUGCAUAAGACUGCAUAACUGUGGCCUAUGAAUCACUGUUCAUUACUGUGAAAAUCUCAUAAAUUUGUGAAUUUUAAAGAAUAGUUCACGGUUCUUCAUUACCAGUAAAAGAUACUGUGCAGCUUUCGCCACUAGGUAAUUUCUAAACCGGCCUUUUGCAAAUCUAGUAAAAUUGACAAGAAACAGAGUGCCCCUUUACACUGGUAUUUUGUAACAAAACUUUGUAUUGUCCUAAUAGGAAAGGAAUGAAAGUGUAACAGUGCUGCUUGAGGAAGAAUGUUGAACCUUAUUCUUGAAUAUUUUUUAUUGAUUUUAAAUAGACUUUCAAAAGAGGAGCAAUCCGCAUUGUUCUUGUUUUUCAAACCUAUAAAGUCACUGUUUAAUACUUCAUCUGUACUUCUAAUUCUUAAAAAUAAACUGCAU
Molecule: messenger RNA, 3319 nt
Organism: Mobula hypostoma (lesser devil ray)
Lineage: Eukaryota; Metazoa; Chordata; Chondrichthyes; Myliobatiformes; Myliobatidae
Gene: dnajb5
Product: DnaJ heat shock protein family (Hsp40) member B5
Exons: 4
Coding region: 113-1168 (351 amino acids)
Cellular component (GO): cytosol
Molecular function (GO): protein-folding chaperone binding
Source: RefSeq, a predicted model, not a curated record